AUGACGCUCCCGGAGGAAUCCAACGAGGAGCGAGAUCGCCGGCUUCAACAGCUGUUCAGCACGAUUGAUACUGAAAAAACCGGCAAAUUCGAUCUUGAUCAAUUGAAAAAAGCAUUUGAAAAGAACGACCACCCAUUGAGGCGAUCUCCCGACGCCGUAGAGCAUAUUUUCAGGUCUCUUGACGAUAACAAAGACUCGUUGGUCGAUUUCGAAGAUUUCAAAAAAUACGUGCUGGCCGCAGAAAUCCAGAUACGACAAGGGUUUUUGAGACUUGACCGAGACGGAGACGGUAAGAUUCGUGUGAGCGAGCUUUCGAACUACCUCAGCAAACUAGCCGAGGAUAAUGAGCCCCGGCCCGAAAAGCCUACCACUUUCAAAAAAUUCAUGAAUUGGGCAUUCAUCCCCAAGAAAAAAACAGCGGAAGACACGCCUUAUAUCACAUAUGACCAAUGGCGCGACUUCUUGCUGUUCAUGCCCCGCAAACGCGGGUCGCGAUUGCAUACCGCAUUUUCAUAUUUUUAUCUCUUCAACGAAGACGUGGAUUUGUCGUCAGAAGGAGACGUGACUUUGAUUAACGACAUCAUUCGCGGCUUCGGAUUUUUCAUAGCAGGAGGUAUCUCUGGAGUCAUAUCAAGGACAUGUACCGCCCCCUUUGAUCGAAUCAAAGUAUUUCUUAUUGCAAGAACGGAUUUGUCGUCAACGCUUCUGAAUUCGAAAGAUCGAGUUCUGCAACACAAUCCAAGUGCUGACAAGGCAAAAAUUAAGUCGCCAUUGGUGAAGGCUGCCACCUCACUUUAUAGACAAGGUGGCAUCCGUGCAUUUUACGUGGGAAAUGGUUUAAAUGUUAUAAAAGUGUUUCCGGAGUCUGCCAUCAAGUUUGGUUCUUUUGAAUUUGCCAAACGUGUAAUGGCACAAUUGGAAGGUGUGAAAGACACAUCGGAGCUAUCUAGGUUCUCAACCUACAUUGCUGGUGGGUUAGGUGGUGUAAUGGCACAGUUUUCUGUUUACCCAGUUGACACGCUAAAGUAUAGGGUUCAGUGUGCUCCGCUUAGUGCCCACCGAAAGGGCGCACAUAUAAUGAUUGAGACUGCUAAACAAAUGUACAAAGAGGGUGGUUAUAAACUAUUCUACAGGGGUGUAACUGUUGGCGUUAUGGGCAUCUUUCCCUACGCCGCCCUGGAUUUGGGAACAUUUUCUGCUUUGAAGAAAUGGUACAUUGCACGCCAAGCACGUAUCACUGGCAUCCCGGAGGACCAGGUUACAAUGAGCAAUGUUUUUGUGUUGUUAAUGGGCGCGUUUAGUGGAACGGUAGGUGCAACUAUGGUAUACCCAAUAAAUCUUUUACGGACAAGGCUGCAAGCUCAAGGAACGUUUGCGCACCCGUAUAGAUAUUCGGGAUUCAGAGAUGUUUUCACGAAAACUGUCGCAAGGGAGGGGUACCCGGGACUUUUCAAAGGCCUUGUACCCAAUUUAGCUAAAGUAUGCCCUGCCGUGUCGAUCAGCUACCUAUGUUACGAAAACCUCAAGAAAGGCAUGAAAUUGGAAUGA
Messenger RNA from Lachancea lanzarotensis, 1548 nucleotides. It is a transcript of the gene SAL1, whose product is annotated as LALA0S04e08108g1_1. The transcript has a single exon. Bases 1 to 1548 code for a protein of 515 amino acids. NCBI's taxonomy places the organism in Eukaryota, Fungi, Ascomycota, Saccharomycetes, Saccharomycetales, Saccharomycetaceae. The record is from RefSeq and is a predicted model, not a curated record. Gene Ontology annotation, biological process: transmembrane transport. Gene Ontology annotation, molecular function: calcium ion binding; ATP transmembrane transporter activity.